AUGGGUGUCGCUAGGAAGACGAGGAAGUUCGCGACGGCACACGACCGACGCAAGGAUGAGGUGACGAAGAAGAAGGAGGAAAUUGAGCACAAAAAAAAGGAGCUCGCCGUGCGGGAAGUGCCGCAAAUGCCGUCGUCUAUGUUCUUCGAGCACAACACAGCUCUGGUUCCGCCUUACCAAGUCCUGGUCGAUACCAACUUUCUGGCGAGGACAGUCGGAGGCAAGCUGCCGCUUCUCGAGACUGCUAUGGAUUGCCUCUACGCCUCAGUCAACAUUUGCAUCAGUUCAUGUGUUAUCAGUGAGGUGGAAAAGCUAGGAAGCCGUUACCGUGUAGCUUUAAUGAUUGCACGCGAUGAGCGGUGGACACGCCUGACGUGUGACCACACGGGUACUUAUGCCGACGACUGUAUCGUCGACCGCAUACAAAAACAUCGCAUCUAUAUUGUCGCUACAAACGAUCGCGACCUCAAGAGGCGGAUACGCAAAGUUCCAGGUGUGCCUAUCAUGUCUGUCGCCAAAGGCAAGUACGUGAUCGAGAGGCUGCCCGGCGCUCCCACCACUUGA
Molecule: messenger RNA, 564 nt
Organism: Lasiosphaeria miniovina
Lineage: Eukaryota; Fungi; Ascomycota; Sordariomycetes; Sordariales; Lasiosphaeriaceae
Product: Fcf1-domain-containing protein
Exons: 11
Coding region: 1-564 (187 amino acids)
Cellular component (GO): nucleolus; small-subunit processome
Source: RefSeq, a predicted model, not a curated record